Messenger RNA from Oryza sativa Japonica Group (Japanese rice), 1323 nucleotides. RefSeq names its product RHOMBOID-like protein 2. The record is from RefSeq and is a predicted model, not a curated record. Gene Ontology annotation, cellular component: membrane. Gene Ontology annotation, biological process: proteolysis. NCBI's taxonomy places the organism in Eukaryota, Viridiplantae, Streptophyta, Magnoliopsida, Poales, Poaceae. Gene Ontology annotation, molecular function: serine-type endopeptidase activity.
CCACCACCACCACCACUCGCAGCCGUUUCCACUUCACCAUUCACCAACGCAAACGCAAACGCAACGCAGCGGCGGUAGACGAAGCAGCAGCAGGUAGCGGUUCUUGGUCGGUUCGCCAUGGCAGCGGCGGCGGCGAGGUACGACGUGGAGAAGGGAGGGAGGAAGAGGGAGGGGGAGGAGGAGAGGUGCGGUUCGCCGGCGGCGGUGGCGCAGUACCCGCAGCGGGAGGGGGAGAGGGAGUGGGUGCCGUGGCUCGUCCCGGCCAUCCUCGUCGCCAACGUCGUCGUCUUCGCCGUUGCCAUGUACGUCAACAACUGCCCCUCCCACGCCUCUCGCGGCGGCGCGUGCGUCGCCGGAUUCCUCCGCCGCUUCUCCUUCCAGCCUCUCUCCGAGAACCCGCUCCUCGGCCCCUCCUCCGCCACAUUGCAGAAGAUGGGAGCACUGGUAUGGGACAAGGUUGUUCAUGAGCAUCAGGGAUGGAGGCUAGUGACCUGCAUCUGGCUGCACGCCGGUGUUGUUCAUCUGCUUGCCAACAUGCUAAGCCUCGUGCUCAUCGGACUCAGGCUCGAGCAGCAGUUUGGAUACAUGAGAAUUGGCAUCAUCUACCUUGUUUCUGGCAUUGGAGGCAGCGUUCUUUCAUCGCUGUUCAUCAGAAACAGCAUCUCCGUCGGUGCUUCUGGCGCUCUCUUUGGUCUUCUUGGAGCCAUGCUGUCGGAGCUUUUCACCAACUGGACCAUAUACACGAACAAGGCUGCAGCUCUAGUGACGCUCUUGAUCGUCAUCGCGAUCAACCUCGCCAUCGGCAUCCUCCCUCACGUCGACAACUUCGCCCACAUCGGAGGGUUCUUGACUGGGUUCCUCCUCGGAUUCAUCUUCCUGAUGCGCCCACACUACGGAUGGAUGCAGCGAUAUGUCCUGCCUUCCUCUGUCAAGUACACCUCCAAGAAGUACCUGGCUUAUCAAUGGAUCUUGCUGGCCGUGGCCUCGGUCCUAGCUGUCAUCGGAUUCGCCGUUGGGCUGUCGAUGCUCUUCAGAGGGGUGAAUGCUAAUGAACGCUGCCAUUGGUGCCACUACCUGAGCUGCAUUCCUACCUCGAGAUGGACCUGCGGGAACUGAAGAUUUAGUAGAAACGCAACAAACUGAAGACAUUAAGGAGAUUUAUUGAAAGUGUUUGAUGCACAGACAUACAAUUUUACUGUAUAUAACUUAUACAGACAUACCCUCCCAGGGGUUUAGUCAGUUCACUUGAUUGAUUCAUUCUGUUCGUUUGUCUGAAUUAUUUGGAAUAGAAACAUCUUCUCCUUGCUCGCAUAGGAGUGAUUA